Molecule: messenger RNA, 1964 nt
Organism: Micropterus dolomieu (smallmouth bass)
Lineage: Eukaryota; Metazoa; Chordata; Actinopteri; Centrarchiformes; Centrarchidae
Exons: 2
Coding region: 73-1545 (490 amino acids)
Source: RefSeq, a predicted model, not a curated record
UUGACCAGCAAUGGACAGAACAUUUUUCUGCUUCUGGAUGGUAAACCAGUCUUGAACAUCACUGACCAAAGUAUGGAUCUCACUCCUGUUAAUGUGGAAAAGAUUAUUUUUGGUGCAUCUCUGACAGCUGAUUCAAAGCUUCAACAGCCAGGUUUCACUGGAUGUUUGCAGUAUUUCAAUGUGACUGGUUACACUCUGCCUGUCAGUGGACACAGUGUGAUGGUGGACGUAUGGCCAAGCUUGACUCUUGUCCAGUCGAGCUGCAGCUCUCCAGGAGUAUGCUUCUCCUCCCCCUGCUCUGAGGAGGACACAGCUAGGAGGGGUUGUCAGUCUGCACACUGUCAAAACCAGUGGAGGUGUGGACCUGCUGUGCAGAACAGGUCGUGUAUCUGUUUAUAUAAUGUCUCUGGCCACACCUGUGACACCUGCAUCUCUACAACAGAGAGCCAUGAUCGAUGCUCUGAGGCGCAGGGCAGUGUGCCUAUGUGGCUCAUAGCUGUGAUUCUUCCUCUAAUCUCCAUCCUGGUGAUUAUAGGAAUGUUUGUUGCCCUUUACAAAGUUAGGCGGUCAAAAUGUCAGAGUGAUAGCUCGCCACAGGAAACGGAGCAAGGAACAGACAACUUAACAUUUCGCUUUGAUGACAACAGAAUGCUCACUGAUACUGCAUCUGCAGGAAAAGAGAAACAACAUGACUCGAUGAGUGCUGAUCAGCAGAGGUUAAGUGUGGAGUUUUACUGUGAUACCAGUCUGUGUCAGCCAGUGCCAAACAGUGAGCUGGAGUAUUAUGAAAUUGGCAGCAUUUCAAGUGCUUUUCAUUCAGACACUGCCUCACUGAAGCUCAGCUGGCACAAGCAUUCGUACAGCACAAAGUGUGUGAAAUCUGACCCUAAACAGUGGGGAGAUCUGAGGGUGCUGUUAGCAGGAUUUAAGAAAGAACGCACCUGCGAAGAGAGGGAAAAAAGUCCUACCAAGCCUCAAAAUGUGGCCCUAAAGAAGCAGUUGUUGAACAAGAGUGAUGCAAAGCAGUCUCAGUCUUGUUACAAGAAGAGGUUCCCACAACCAGAGUUCAUGGAACCUGUACAAUGCCUCACUUUUGAAGAAAUAUGUAAACUAAACACUCCCCUGGAGCAAAAAAUGUCACAACAAGCAUCCCUAAGCAGACCUAGCAAGUCCACCACAAUGAUUGAUGUGUCAUCUGACAGUGAAACAGACAGCACAUUCAUUGGCUCGCAGUCAGAGUGCGGACAGUUUUCUAUCAUCAGCACCAGAAAUUGUAUACAUGACCAAUCAUCCCCAUCAGUGUACAGCUUCAGACAACAAGACAUCUUGCCUGUCUGCUCAUUCUUAAAACACACCUGUCACUGUGCUGCAGGUCAACAUGAAGCUGAGAGUGCUCCCAUCAGUAUGUUUGAGCAAUGGGAAAAUAUUUUAAAUAUGCACAUACCUUUUAGCAGCUAUGCUUCAGUAUAUGAGGAUAUUGCAUGUCUACCCACUGAAUCCAGCCAUAGCUAUGAUAUGCAAAGCGACAUAGAGGAAACUAUUUGAUGAUUGUUAUAUAGUUAUAGCUAAUGGGUCAGGUGGCAGUCUGUUACUUGAUUUAAGAAGAAGAAGAUAUACUUUAUAAAUCCUGCCAGGGGAAACUCAAUGUUUUCACUCUGUUAUUAUUAUGUUAGUUAGUACCUCUCCAGCUACCAGUCCACACUCCACAACUCUGUUCCAAGCUGGAUUCAAACCGGUGACCCUCUGCUUCACAGCCUAAACCUUACAGACUGAGCCAAAUACUGCUGCCCCAAAUAAAUAAUUUUAAAACAUGGAAAACACAAAGUUUUAGUUUGGACUUUGACCAGGUUCUGAACAAGCAGUAUAAUACUGUGUUAAUGUAAUAAUGUAAUAAUGUUUUCACCUAGACCAAAACUCUUGAUCUUUUCAUGUUUACUGUCACUGUCAUGUCACUUCUUGCUGGU